Rhodamnia argentea is the source of this 962-nucleotide messenger RNA. Its product is annotated as basic leucine zipper 43. Lineage: Eukaryota; Viridiplantae; Streptophyta; Magnoliopsida; Myrtales; Myrtaceae. Gene Ontology annotation, molecular function: DNA-binding transcription factor activity. The record is from RefSeq and is a predicted model, not a curated record. Gene Ontology annotation, biological process: regulation of DNA-templated transcription. The coding region runs from base 194 to 832 and encodes 212 amino acids. The transcript has a single exon.
AACAUGAGAUACCGUAACAAUAUAUAUACUCGAAUCUCUUUCGUUGCUUACAUGAUGCUCACGUUAUUGCUAAAAACUCUCCUAUGUUGCAUUGUCGUCUUGAGACGCUUGCCUAUAAAAACCCUCUUGCCCUUUCCAAUCCUCUUCCUCUCUCGUCCUCUCUGUAGUGAAUUUGAAGUUUUGAAUCCCAACAAUGGAGCUGGAGCUGACUCAGUUGAGUGAAGUGAAAACCUCCAGCCUCACUCAUCCAAACGCUGCUCAAACUCUCCACCAUUUCCCUGUCCAACAAAAACCACCAAACCCUGAUUUCAUCGCCCUCCAUGCAAACCCUAAAAUCUCACCCCCUGACUUCACCAGAUCUUCGUCGAUCCCCUUUGUCGGGUUUGUUCCGAUUUCCCACCUGAAUGGCGAGCUCUCUCCAAACCCAUCUCUCUGCAACAGCGCUGCCGCCGCUGCCUUUGAUGACGCCAACAGAGAUCACAUCAACCCCCGUCAUCACUCUGACCAUGUCAGUAGCGUCAUCCAUGAGAAGAGGCUGAGAAGGAUGAUAUCGAACAGGGAGUCGGCGCGGAGGUCGAGGCUGAGGAAGAAGAAGCAGGUCGAAGAGCUCCAAAUGCAAGUGGACCAGCUCCGAGGUGCCAACACUGCUCUCUCCGAGAAACUCAUUAGCCUUCUGGAGAGCAAUCACCAGAUCCUCCAAGAGAAUGCUCAGCUCAAAGAGAAGGUCUCUUCGCUCCAGGUCAUCAUGACGGACCUGUUGAACCCCUUCAGGAACGUGGAAGAAGUUGCCUGCAUUCUCAAGUCCGAAGCAUUGAACCGAUCCGUGGGUUGACGCCAUGGACAAGCAACAAGAAUGGCUCUUCAAUCUCAAAUAGUACUUUCUGUUGGGUAUUAUCGUCUGCACGGCUGGCAUGAUGUGCUGCACUUCCUUGAAUGAACAUAUCGAAAAUACUACGUUUACG